Molecule: messenger RNA, 923 nt
Organism: Saprolegnia parasitica CBS 223.65
Lineage: Eukaryota; Oomycota; Saprolegniomycetes; Saprolegniales; Saprolegniaceae
Exons: 2
Coding region: 12-923 (303 amino acids)
Biological process (GO): protein homooligomerization
Molecular function (GO): protein binding
Source: RefSeq, a predicted model, not a curated record
CGUGGGGCACCAUGGCAGGAUCGAGCGUCGAGCAGCGUUGGGCCGAGCUUCGCACCUUGCUGCCGGCCGAUACCUUUGCCGAUGCGAUGCGCUUUGUCGAUGACGUCGAGGCCAAGCUCGCCGACCUGCGGGCGCUGCAGGCGACGGCGCCGCCUGCCAGUGUCGUCACGCUCAACGUCGGCGGCAAGAAGUUUGCCACCGCCACCGCCAACAUACGGCGCUUUCGCGGGAGCUACUUGGACGCCAUGCUCGCGUGGCCGCCGGAUGAGCACGGCGAGUACUUCAUCGAUACCGACCCGACCCACUUUGGCCGGAUCAUGCGCCUCGUGCGCACUGGAACACUCGCGUACGAUGGUCUCAGCACAGCCGACGUCGAGGAGUUCCAUGCGCUUCUCGACUACCUCCAGCUCCGCGCUGUCGCCGCCGAGAUGGCGUGGGACCCGGCCCACUGCAGCGCGGCGCUCUCGCUCUCGGACGCGAACCGCCUUGUAACCAAGCACGGCGUCACCGCCGACAUGUCGCCCGUCUUGGGAACGAUCCCCACGGCGCGCUUCUGCGUUCGGUUUGCCGCGCACCAGACCAUCGACGUUGGGCUGACGACACGCGACAACUUUGAAGACACGCGGCACACGGGCGCGCUUCCCGGAUGGUUUUUUCGAUGGCCACGGGCGUUCUUGCAGGCGUUUGUGCCAGGUCAAGUCCUCACGCAGACGCCAACGUCGUUGGUCCGUGACGAGGACGACGUCGUCGUUGUCGGUGUCCACUAUGAUCGCCACGCUGCGUCCAUCCACGUUGAGGUCAACGGCCAAAGCGUGGCCGAGUGCCUACGCGGCAUUCCGCCAGGCCUGGUCUUGCUGCCGAUCGUUCGUCUCUUUGAUCACAGAGGUCAUGUCGAGAUCGUCUCGACGGACUUGGAGUGCUAA